GGAGAGUCAGCGAGACACGGCUGACCAAAAGCACCAAGCAGGGGAGGCUGGGUGGGCAGGGGGGAUCUGUGAGUGUCACAGCUGGUGUCCCCCUCUGUCAGAGCUCUGCCCUUCACCAGGUGCCAGCCGAUCCCUUCGUGUUACUAAUGGGUUGUGAGUUAGUGCUGGUAACUCCCAGAGCUGUCCAGAAGAAUUCCUCAGGCACCGUCAUUCUGUUUUCCUGUGAUUUCUGUCACUUCCAGGUAAAUGGGAGAUUUGGAGACUAGCUUAAUCCAUACACGAAAAACAUGUAGAAUAGAGCAAAUGGUAGCAAAAUGGCUUCAUCGCUCUCGGGACAGCGCAGCCAGGGGCAGCGUGGCGGCGAUGGACAGUGCCGGGGACGGCGCGGCGCAGCCCCCCAGCCGGGCCAAAGUGACCGUCACGGUGUACAAGGACCUCGUGCUGCAGCACUACGGCUUCGAGAUCUGCCCGGGGCUCCCGCUGACCAUCGCCUCGGUCACCGCAGGCAGCACGGCCGACGGCAAGCUGCAGCCGGGUGACCAGCUGCUGAUGAUCAACUCCAGCAAGGUGGACGGACUGUCGGUGGAGCGGGCGGCCAGCCUCAUCAGGGACGCCGGUGACGAGCUGCUCCUGACGGUCCUGCGCUGCACGGCCGGCGGCCCCAAGUCGUCGUUCCUGACCGAGGAGAAGAGGGCGAGGCUGAAGACAAACCCCGUCAAAGUGCGGUUCGCGGAGGAGGUGCUGCUGAACGGGCACUCGCAGGGGAGCUCCCUCCUGUUCAUGCCCAAUGUCCUCAAGGUGUACCUGGAGAACGGACAGACCAAGGCUUUCAGGUUUGAGAGGAGCACCACCGUGAAGGACAUCGUGCUGACGCUGCAGGAGAAGCUGUCCAUCCGCAGCAUCGCCCACUUCGCGCUGGUGCUGGAGGAGCAGUACAACCUGGCCAAGGUGCACCUGCUGCACGAGGAGGAGCUCAUUGCGCAGGUGGUCCAGAAGAGAGACUCUCAUGACUACCGCUGCCUCUUCAGAGUGUGCUUUGUCCCCAGGGACCCCUUGGACCUCCUGCAGGAAGACCCAGUGGCCUUUGAAUAUCUGUACCUGCAGAGCUGCAGCGACGUGCUCCAGGAAAGGUUUGCUGUGGAGAUGAAGUGCAGCGUGGCGUUACGCCUGGCUGCCCUGCACAUCCAGGAGAGGAUCUACGCGUGUGCCCAGCCGCAGAAGGUGUCCCUGAAAUACAUCGAGAGGGACUGGGGAAUCGAGAACUUCAUCUCGCCCACCUUGCUUCGGAACAUGAGAGGGAAGGACAUCAAGAAAGCCAUCAGCUACCACCUGAAGCGGAACCAGGUGCUGCUGGACCCUCGGCAGAAGCACGCGCUGGCAGCAGUCCAGGUGCGCCUGAGCUACCUGCAGAUCCUGGGGGAGCUGAAGAUGUACAGCGGGAAGAUCUUCAAUGCCACCAUGAUGCUGCAGGACAGGGAGUCGUACGUGGCACUGCUGGUGGGCGCCAGGCACGGCGUCAGCCAGAUCAUCAACAGCAAGCUGAACAUCGUCACCAGCCUGGCCGAGUUCCCCAGCAUCAGCAGGGUGGAGCUCAGCGAGGAGUCCGAGCGAGUGAGCACUGUCAAGAUCUACCUGCAGGACCUGAAGGUGCUUACUCUGCUGCUGGAGUCAAACAGUGCAAAGGACCUCGUCUGCCUCAUUGCUGGCUACUACAGACUCUUCGUGGACGCAAACGCCUCCGUAUUUACCUGGGGAGAGAAAAACCAGCAACUGCACCGUGUCUCAGCUGAAGAAGGGUACGAAUCGCGAGCCUGCAGCGACUCCGAGGACUCCUGGGGCCCGGAUUUCUGCUCGGCCGGCGGCGGCGCGGAGGGGCCGGGCGAGCCCCGGGCCGGCGGCGGCGACACCGCCACCGACAGCGCGUCCGAGGCGUCCGACUCGGCCAACACCGACAGCCGCGGCUUCCAGACCAGCGGCUCCAGCGACUCCGUGGAUGCGCUGGAGGAAGCGGGGCUGGAAGGGCGCUCUCCCUCCGGGCCGGCCCUGCCGGGGCCGAGCGGCUCCGCCGGGAGCAGCCCCGGGGCCGGGGCCGGGGCCGGGGCCGGGGCCGGGGCCGGGGCCGGGCCCGCGGGGCUGUCCGAGCCGGGCUGCCCCAGCCCGGAACGCGGCACAGCCCCCUUGGGCCGCGGCUCCGGGGACAGCGAGCUCGUCCUGCGGCCGCCGCCGGGCUUCGGCGACUCCAGCUCCGAGGAGGAGUUCUACGAUGCCGCGGACAGGCUCAGCCCUCCGGAGGCGCGGGCAGGCUAUGAUACAGCAUGCUGGGAGGGCACAGAGAGCUCCUCCUGCAUCCCAAAGAGGCUGAGGUGCUACAGCCUGGGGGAGAAGCCAUCGACGAGGGAGAGGCAGGGGCAGGAGAAGGAGCUGACCUACACCAGGAGCCUGAGGAAGAGAAGGUCUUUCCUGAAAACUGAUUACACCUCACAGGUCAGUUUCCCUGCAGCUCUCCUGGGCUCUCCACAGCGCUGCUGCUCCUGGCCGCCCACUCAGCCCUCGACAGAGGACACAGGGAAGGACACGGAGAUGUGGAUUCCUGCGGGCACCCAGGGGGACGCCGCUGGCACGGACCCCUGCCCUGACCUGCUGGACACGCAGCCUGACACCACGGAGACAAAGUCGGUGAUGGAAUGGCUGGCUUCCUCUGUUUGGGACCUUCACCAUCUUGCUGAGCAGUGUGGGGAGGAGGACAGCAGCCCCCAGCCGCAGCACCCCCCUUUGCUGUCCCUAGAGCCCCUUCCCCGAGCUCCGAGCGGAGCUGCCCAGGAAGGCUCCCCAGGGCACACGGAUCCAGGGUGUCUGAGCGAGGAGAGCCGUGUGCCCGCGGCAGGCUGGCACACCCAGGGGCCACAGGAGGACGGGGCUGAGCUGGUGGCCACCCAGCACGAGGCCAGCCUUGUGCCCUCUGCUGUUGUCUGCCCCUCUGAGGAACUCCUGCUGCUGCCACCGGCCCCUGGCCCCAGCACAGCCCCUCCCCGGGAGCUGGCCCAGGACCGGGGGCUGCUCCCUGAGAGCGUGGAGCCUUCCCUGGCUGCCUGUCAGGAGAGCAAAGCUGAUGGUCAGGGCCGUGCCGAUGGUCAGUGCCCUGCCGAUGGUCAGUGCCCUGCUGAUGGUCACUGCCCUGCCGAUGGUCAGUGCCUUGCCGAUGGUCAGUGCUGUGCUGAUGGUCAGUGCCCUGCUGAUGGUCAGUGCAGUGGCUGUGGUCAAUGCCCUGCCAAUGGUCAGUGCCCUGCCGAUGGUCAGUGCCCUGCUGAUGGUCAGUGCUCUGCUGAUGGUGAGUGCUGUGCCAGCAGCAGCUGCGAGAGGGCCGUGUCCUGGGCCAGUGGGGAGGCCCUGCAGAAGGUGCACCAAGGGCAUGUGGGGUUCCCGGACACAGCCCAGCUCCUGGCAGACGGCAGCAGCGCCUCGGGGGUCCUCACCCGCCUCUCUUGGCUCUCGUUCGGGGUGAGGGCAGCCCCUGUGUCACCCACCCCAGUCCCAGUGUCACACCACCUGCAGGACAGGGUGGAUGACCCACUGGAGCCCCUGGCCAGUCUGGUGACCAGCGGGCGCAGGGGGGCUGAUGCUGGUGGCAGGACAAUGCCAACGUCCCCUGCUGCAGCAGGCUCUGGCGAGGAGCUGGUGGGCAGCUCGGGGCAGGGCGCAGGGCAGCCGGGAGGCGCAGGAAAUGCGGCUCAGCAGGAGCUGCAGCCUGCACAGGCUUCUCUUCCCGGAGAGCAGGCGGCAGGGCUGGGGAGGGAGUCCUGCCCGGCCCGGUCUGCAGCGCUCUCCAUCCCCUCGGUCCCUGUUCCCCUGGGGGAAGGAGCAGGAGUCCGCGGGGCUGCGAGACACCCGUUCCUGUGUCCCAGCCCCGAGGAGGGUGAGCAGAGCCCUGUGCCCCCCUCAGCCGGGCCCUCCCCAGCACCAGGCGAGCUGCACGGCUGCGGCUGCCGCCUGCCCUACAUCAGCUGCUUCCCCCAGCCCCGCAGCCCGGCCGAGCGGGAAGCCAGCCCGCCCCGGUUCCCAGGGCCCCUCACCACCCCUCCGUCCAGCAGCUCCAGCCUUCCCCGGAGCCCCGGGAGAGGCUUCCCAGCCCCCGUGGCCGGGGGCGCGGCAGGGCAGGACCCCCCGCUCCGAGUGCUGGGGCAGCUGAAGCACCAGGCCUGGCUGAGCCCUGCGGACUUCUCCCGCUUCCUGGCCUACACCGCCGAGCUCCAGCAGGUUGUAGGGAAGCUCUGUGGGAACCAGGCAACCCACCUGCACGACCAGUGUGCAGAGCAGGGUGUGGAGAGCAAGGGUGCCCUGGGCUGGGCUUCGCAGGACCUGCUGUCCAGCUGCCAGGCGCUGCGGAGCGCGGAGCAGCCUCUGACAGAGGUGCAGCGUGCUCUGAGAGCGACGUUCGACCGCCUGGUGCAGCUGGCAGUGGCCUGCUUCCAGGUGACACACUGCCGGCGCUGCAGGCAGCGGCAGCAGGAGCUGGGCGCCGCGCUGGGGGACGUGGUGGGCACCUACCAGCAGCUGGUGCGGGCUCUGCACCAGCAGCUCCACGGGCAGGUCUGCCCUGAGCUGGGCGCCGAGCUCCUGGCCCGCCAGCACACGGCCCUGGCAGCUGCCAUCUUCUGCCUGCUGCAGCAGUUCAGGGCGUCCCCGUGGCCGUGACGGGCGGCGUGGGGCACACCAGGGCACUGACGGGGCCAGAGCCCAGAUGUGUGCCCUCCGUCCCCCUCGGGCUCUCCCCCAGGACGGCCAGGGCAGGACGUGCCGUGUUGGCAGCCAUGCCCUGGGUGCUCUUGGAGCACUCUGGUGUGUGUCCUGCAGGGCUCGGCCCUGCCUCCAUGGGCCGUGCAGGUGGUCGGUCUCACCGUGUUCUCUCAGCUGCCUCUGCCACCCUCGGGGAAGAGCGUGAGCCCCUCAGCCUGCUGUCACUCACCCUGCUCUCCAGCAGGCUCCGGACUAAAGGCACUUCAAACCCACCCUGGCCGAAUGUGAAGGACCCCAGGUGGCUUUCUCCACCCUCGUGGCUGAGGGAACACAGUGAUUCCAAGGGAACACAGUGAUUCCACAUUCAGCUGCUUCUCCUCAGCCGGAGAGGGUCGUGCCAGCCGUGCUGGUGUGACCUACCUGCCAGCUCCUGCCCACCCGGCCGUGCCUGCCGAGGAAGGGCAGCAGGGGCAGAGCCCGUCCCGCGCUGCUGAGCCCCAGCCCGGGCACGUCGGGGGUGGCUGCCUGCCCCGGGGAGCUGUGGGGGGCUGCUGGGGCAGCCAGGGCACGGGUGGGCUCCAGCGAUGGCAGCUCCUCUCCCCAGGCACCGUGGGGACAGGCUGUGCCCUGGCUCUGGGACACUCGCUGAAGGGGAUAAUCUGCACGUCCAGCUUGCCAAGAGCCCCGGGGCACAGCAGCAGGCACUGGCCAAACCCUCGAGUGGCUUAACCUCAGGUUAACCCCUGGUUUGGGUUAAACCACGACAGCUGGGUUAAACCCCCACCUGCUCCUGCACACCCCUGUCACACCACCCAGACAGCCCCAGGGCUGUGGAAGGGUUCUGUGAGAGAGGAAUGAAAACACAUAACCAGACUUACCUCAGAUGACCUUCAGGUCCUGCUGCCGCUGGCCAUGAGGUUCCAGGGCUCUUUUGGCAGCAGUGGCUGAGGUAAGGGAUGGGCUCAGCUGCACCCAACACCCGUCCUGCUGCGGCUGUGGCGGUGGCACCGCUCUGCGCGGGCACAGCCCAGCCCAGGUACCUCCCAGCAGGGACACGGGGGUCAGGGACCUGCGCGUGUCAGGUGUGACCAGGUACCCCUCCUCAGUAACUGUAGGGACACAAUGGGGAU
Messenger RNA from Taeniopygia guttata (zebra finch), 5864 nucleotides. The record is from RefSeq and is a predicted model, not a curated record. Lineage: Eukaryota; Metazoa; Chordata; Aves; Passeriformes; Estrildidae.